Molecule: messenger RNA, 3120 nt
Organism: Letharia columbiana
Lineage: Eukaryota; Fungi; Ascomycota; Lecanoromycetes; Lecanorales; Parmeliaceae
Exons: 6
Coding region: 1-3120 (1039 amino acids)
Biological process (GO): regulation of GTPase activity
Cellular component (GO): cytoplasm
Molecular function (GO): guanyl-nucleotide exchange factor activity
Source: RefSeq, a predicted model, not a curated record
AUGUCCGGAUUACGACUCCAUAGUCCGACAGCGAUCUCGCCCUCCAUUGCGGGAAACGCAUGGCCUAGUGUGCCUAGCGACCAGCAGUCUAAGGCCUCUGAACGGUCCGUGGGCACGAUCCAACGUGCUUCAAAGUAUAGAUCUUCUCCUGGCUCUGCACGCUCCCUAGGGUCGACUUCGUCUGCUCGCCUCCAGUUCAGAAACGAAAACCUGGUGGCAAGGCAUAAUGCUUCACACUCAUCAAUGAGGUGUUCUCCGGAUCCGACCACCUCCUCGUCAAUAAGACGACCAUCAAAGCAAGCUUCGCACAGGUCCAGCUGGGGAAAUGAUGUCCCACCACCACCGCCCCAUGAGCAGAGGGUCUCGAGUCAGCUGGUGGAAGCAGGACCAUUGGGAGACAUCGACACCAAUGUCGGCUGUGGCGAAAGUCUCUACAAUACGCUCGAAUCUGAUUCUGCGCGGGACGCCGACGAUAACACAAAUAGGGGCUUGUCAUUCGACGUCAGGAAGCAAGAAACGCUGUCUACCCCCAGAUUGCCCCGCAAUGCAAGCCGAGAGGAGACGGGCCCCAGAUCAUUCAAAAUAGCAACCGAGCAUCCCAUCAAAUAUGAGAAUCCCCUGAAGAGGCUGAUCGACACUCUACGUCCCCAAGGACCUAAGCGCAGACACUCACUUACUUUUCGCAAAGAGCGCUGGACAUUAGACGACUUUGAUGAGGAAAACCCUAUUGAAAGUGAUCUGCCGCGGAGCACACGGCUCAGUGGACACCAGAAAGCAUCUUCAUGGUCGUCUUCAGGCAUCCGAAAUGCUAUCAAAUCAGCCACCGUCAGACUGCAAUCCAAGAUGGACAGGCCACACACUCCCCUGAUCUCACGGUCUCAUCUCUUGAGAAGUGGCAGAGGCAGCAGAUUAACUAACACAGCUAGUAGAGCAUCUAUAGAUGGUGACCAAGUCGCCGCAAGGGCAGAGGAAAGAGCUGCCUGGGAUCGGGCAGUAAAGCGCCGCCGGAUAUUGGAGGAAUUGAUCAGCUCCGAGGAAAGCUACGUAGCGGAUCUUAAGGUCUUACUGCACGUCUAUUUCUUCAUGCUCAACUCCGCGCCAAAGGGCCCUCAAGCUGCGCAGCCAGAGAUCUCGCAGAACGUUGCAGAUAUGCUGCGCUUGCACGAGGAUAUUCUGCUUGAGAUGAAGACUCUGAUGCCGAAUUCCCACAUGCAAUCCGACGCUGCUGCUCAGCAGCGGUCAAAACAUCCACGCUGGUAUAGCGUUGAGAGCGCUGAAGAACCAUCGGGUGAAAGUCCCGUCAUAAAAGCUCGCACUGCAAAUCAUUCUUCCCAGUUCGGAAGCCACAGGGAUCGAACCCUGGUGACGAUGCCAGGAGAGGCUGCUGACGUUGCUAGAGUUUUUGAACGUAUGCUCAGGCGCUUCUUCUUAUACGAGGAGUAUGGCGCCAAAUACGAGUCCAUGCUACGGAACAUGGCGAUGCUUUCGAAGAUCAUACCAAAUUGGUCAACGUAUGAGCGAGGCAUCGAAGCCUUGAUCAAUUCACUCUUUCCGCAAAAUGGAGUUUUGGAGGGAAGUAAAAAAGGCCUGACCCAUGAAGACCUGUUGAUCAAGCCUAUACAACGAGUAUGCAGAUAUCCGCUCUUAUUCGCAGACCUCCACAACCAUACUCCUGUAAUCGAUGGUCAACAAUCUAGCGCAGAGAUCGAAAAGGUGUUGUUUCGGCUUCGUGAGACAGCCAAAGAGAUCAACAAGGCUACUAACGACCAGCAGACGCAGGUCAAAAUCCAGAGAUCAUGGCAUCUUCAAGAUCUUUUGGUAUUGCCAGAUACUUCUCCAUCGCCUACUUCGCUUCGAACCAUGGGUCAUUUCUCGCUUUGCGGAGUUCUUUACGGCGCGUAUCAGUCGAAUAGUGGAGACUUGCGCGGAGAGUACAUGCUCUGUGCAUUGUUUAAAUCUCAUCUGCUGCUUGCACUCCCCCAGAAGAGCUCGAACUUCAGUAUAGUCGCGAUCAUCAACACAAGCGAUAUACAGAUAGUUGACGUAGACAACGGCAGGGGGCUCCAGUGUCACACCGCCCCAUUUUCAUGGAAAAUGAUGUUCGAAUUCGACCAGCAGCUAUACGAGAUGAUCUUUUGCGGUUGCACUUCGCGAGAGGAACAGCAAUGGCGAAAUGAUCUCCAUGAGCGAUCUCGCGACAGUGAAAUGGAAUUAGAGAAAGGCUUGUUGCCAACCUCCGGGCCGGCUAUGCUGUCCCUCGACAUCAAGACUCUUGGCUUUGUCUUCGGCCAACCUGGGACUCUCACGCGUCGUCAGUCGAUUCAACGUGCGGCCACUGUCAAUUCACGCAGGAAUGGGCACCAGGUCAUCAUUAAGAACACCAAUUCUCUUAAAGAGAGUGGUGAACCUCCAGCGCCUGAAACCGAGUGUCUCAAUCGCUCUCAGUCUUUGCUCUCAACGCUCCGGAUCCCUGUUCUGGCCCCAAAGCGAGCUGAGCGACAACGUAUUGAGACUGCCAUGUCCGAUAUAUGGACACGGGAUCGCUUGCCAUUUCCUGGUAUGACUGGCAACAGAGGAUCAUAUUUAAUCCAAAGAUCGGCGACUUCGGUGAUGCGGAAAAUCAGCAAAGCAAGUAUGACGACGACUUCCACCAAGAGGACAGUAAGCACCUAUAUGAGCAUUACCGAGAAUGACUCCACUCCCUGCCCGGAAUUGGUCAACGAGAACCCAGACUCCGUGAACAUUGAAAUUCAGCGGAGAGUCAGCCACGCAAGCAUUUCGGACCCUGGUCUAGGGCCUGGCCAUAUCAAGUUUCAUCGUAUAACCCAGACAGAUGGUGCGUCCAGCCCACCACGCGAUCAGCAAACCCCCAUCCUCCCCUCACAGCUCGAAGAAUUGACCACGGCGAGGAUCGGAGCAUUUUCAACAGAAACCACAGUGGAGGAGGGGAAGCUAGCUCAGAGCCAGAAAGCACGCAAAAGUUGCAUGGGUUCUCCGGCAUCAAGAGGAGGUACAAGUCAGGGUUCUGUCGAGCUGGGACGUGGGAAGGGCAAAUUUCGUAAACCGCAGACGCUCCUCAAAGCCUUUUCAAGGGAAGGGAUCAAGAACUGGCUCAAUUGA